Messenger RNA from Oryza sativa Japonica Group (Japanese rice), 1296 nucleotides. The record is from RefSeq and is a predicted model, not a curated record. Lineage: Eukaryota; Viridiplantae; Streptophyta; Magnoliopsida; Poales; Poaceae.
GCCGAGCUCGUCAGCUCACACCACUGCAAGCAGCGAGAAAGCUAAGCACACACAGCGCGCUCACAGUGAUCGGAGAUGGCGAAGGACAUUGAGGCGGCGGCGGCGGCGGAGGGCGGGGAGUACAUGGCGAAGGACUACUCCGACCCGCCGCCGGCGCCGCUGAUCGACGCGGAGGAGCUGACCAAGUGGUCCCUGUACCGCGCGGUGAUCGCCGAGUUCGUGGCCACGCUGCUCUUCCUCUACAUCACGGUGGCCACGGUCAUCGGGUACAAGCACCAGUCGGACCCGGGCGCGAACGCCGCCGACGCCGCGUGCAGCGGCGUCGGCAUCCUCGGCAUCGCGUGGGCGUUCGGCGGCAUGAUCUUCAUCCUCGUCUACUGCACCGCCGGCGUGUCCGGCGGCCACAUCAACCCGGCGGUGACGUUCGGGCUCUUCCUGGCGCGCAAGGUGUCGCUGGUGCGCGCGGUGCUCUACAUCGUAGCGCAGAGCCUCGGCGCCAUCUGCGGCGUCGGGCUCGUCAAGGGGUUCCAGAGCGCCUUCUACGUGCGCUAUGGCGGCGGCGCCAACGAGCUCAGCGACGGCUACUCCAAGGGCACCGGCCUCGCCGCCGAGAUCAUCGGCACCUUCGUGCUCGUCUACACCGUCUUCUCCGCCACCGACCCCAAGCGCAACGCCCGCGACUCCCACGUCCCCGUGCUUGCUCCUCUUCCAAUUGGGUUCGCGGUGUUCAUGGUUCACUUGGCCACGAUCCCGAUCACCGGCACCGGCAUCAACCCGGCAAGGAGCUUGGGAGCUGCGGUGAUCUACAACCAGCACAAGGCAUGGCAUGACCACUGGAUCUUCUGGGUGGGGCCCCUCAUCGGCGCCGCCAUCGCCGCCGCCUACCACCAGUACGUCCUGAGGGCCAGCGCCGCCAAGCUCGGCUCUUCCUCCUCCUUCCGCGGCUAGACGCCGCCGCCGCUGGAUGCAUGACCGGAGGCAUUGAAGUGUAGAUAUAUCGAUAUCAGAGAGGGCCUCCGGUCAGCUCGCUGUUAAUGAUCAGCUAGCUGUUCGUUUGCCUGCCAGAGCUAGUUUAUCCUCGGUUUCUGGCUUUCUGCGUCAGCUAGCUUCUUGAUCAUCUUCAGCUUCUGUAAUUCCUGAGCUAUGCUGCAUAAUUGUUUGCUCAAUGUUUCUUCCAGGUGUGCUUUUCAUGUUAACUUUGUAUGUGUCUGUAUGUAUAUAUGCGAGCUGUGUGCAUAUGGUACCAAAAAACUGUAUGCACUCUAUAUGAAAAAGUACUUCGAUGUUUUCCUCCUA